AUGCCUCGAGAACUCAUCACCGUACAGGUCGGACAAUGUGGCAACCAAAUGGCAUGGCGAUUUUGAGACCUUGCCCUCCGAGAGCACGCCCAAUACAACAAAUCUGGAAUUUUCGAUGAGCCUAUGUCAAGCUUCUUCCGAAAUGUGGAUCCCCAAUACGCAAAUCCUCAAAAUAUCCCUGUAGGCCAGCCUAUAAAUACCUUGAAAGCCAGAUCUGUUGUAAUUGAUAUGGAAGAAGGUGUUUUAAACCAACUUCUUCGCAGUGACCUUGGAGAGCUAUUUGAUAGUCGCCAAUUUAUAAUGGAUGUCUCUGGAGCAGGGAACAAUUGGGCUCAUGGGUUUUACGAAUAUGGCUCAAAAUACGAAAAUAUUAUCAUUGACCAAGUAAGAAGGGUUGCAGAACAAUGUGACAGCUUACAGAGCUUUUUUUUGAUGCAUAGUAUGGGUGGAGGAACUGGAAGUGGAGUUGGGACAAGGACUUUGGGGAUUUUAGCUGAUAAUUUUCCUGAAAUUUUUAGAUUUUCGACUGUGGUUUACCCUGAAAAUGAUGUGGUGACUGGGCCUUAUAAUGCAGUUUUAGCUAUGAAUGAGCUGACAGAGCAUGCCGACUGUGUGCUGCCAAUUGAUAAUCAAGCAUUAAUGGACAUUUUAUAUAACAUUGAGAAUUCUAGCUCACCCCUCUUAAAUCGGAACAAAUUUAGGUAAAAAUACUAUUUUUUGGGAACUUUAACCCCUUAAAUUGAACAGAAUUUUGUUUCUCAAUUAUAGGUGAAAAUACUUAUUUUUAUAAAAUUAGUUUAAUAGUGCAAAUAAAAUAUAUUUUAAAUAAAUAGAUUAAUUUUUGAAUUAAUUCUUCAUAAAAUAAUUAAAAUCCAAAAGCAUUGCACUCAAUUAAUUUAUGAAAUUUAUUUAUUGAUAAAUUUUAAAUAAAAAAAUUAACCCCUUUUAAAUGGAGCCGAAUUUUUUUUUAGUUUAAAUGGGGAGUAAAAGGAAAGAAAAAGGAGUAAAAACAGAAAUUACAGAUUUAGGAGAAUCAAAAGUACAGUCUUUUACAAAAAUGAAUAAUAUUAUUGCACAUAUGCUGAAUAAUUUGACGUGCUCAAUGAGAUUUGAAGGAAUGUUAAAUGUCGAUCUUAAUGAAAUUACUAUGAAUUUGGUUCCUUUUCCAAAAAUGCAGUAUUUAAUAUCAAGCAUUUCGCCGUUGUACUCUAUUUUAGAUGUAAAAAUGGAGCCAAGGAGGCUUGAUCAAAUUUUUUCUGAUGUAAUUGAUAGGGAUUUUCAGUUAUAUUUUAUUGAUUUAAAUAUACUGAAAUAUUGAAAAAAUAGGGUGUUAGGGUGUUAAGAUGUUAUUUUUUGGAAAAAGGAAUAUUAAAAGUCGACCCAAGACAUUCAACUUAUUUAGCUUGUGGACUGAUCCUAAGAGGAGACGCCAAAAUAGCAGACAUUCAUAGAAAUGUAAACAGGAUUAAGCCUGAUAUGAGAAUGAUUAACUGGAAUCAAGAAGGCUUUAAAAUUGGCCUCUGCAAUGAGCCUCCUGUAGGAAUGCCUUACUCUUUACUAUGCUUAUCCAAUAAUUCCUCCUUAACUUAACUUACUAAAGGUCGCGGUGUACCUUAUUGGUUGCGAAGUCGCCAGGAUCCCACCAGGAGAUUCAUCCUAUGCAACGAGCUGUCGAGGGCAUGAACGGCGAGUUGCCUUUCCGGCAAAUUAGCUCGAACGGUUUCUCCUUCCUACUUAGGCUCUGAUACCAUGGACACCCGAAGUUUUCUUGCUGCAUGUCCUCUCCUCGCAUUGACGACUUUAGUGUUGAGUGGGUAGGCUAGGACUCCAGCGGCUUUGCUUGAGACUAUGGGAAACGAAAUUGCCCGCACAAAAAUCCCAAAAAUGGAAAUUCUGGUUGACUUUCAGCUCAAAAGAAAACUUUUAGCUCAGGUCGUAACUCCUGAUUUCACGCUGGCGAAUUUCCUGAUUGGUUUAGGCGUUUCCAGUAAGCCUUAUGGGCUUCCCCUUUCCAACUCAAAGUUCCCUUUUCCCUCUAAAACCUUACCUUGAAAGCGAACUAGGGGUAGGCUCUAAACACCUCUGGAAUUGCUUAUCUAGCGCCUGCUAUCCAUUUAUAGUUAUUAAAACCUUGCCGAAUAUAAUUAAUAUGAGACAGAGGCUGCAUGUCCUUCUGGCCUUGCCCAAGUCGAGACGUUAUAUUUAAUUAUCCUGAUAAUUCUGCCAUAAAAAAUCAAUUCGGAGCAUUAAAGCAGAAAUUUUUAAAGCUAUAUAAAAGGAAAGCUAAUGUUCACCAUUAUACAAAUUUUAUGGAAGCAGCGCAUUUUGAUGAAGCCUUAAGGAGUUUAGAUGACUUAAUAGGCCGCUAUGAAGAAAUUGACAUUCCUAAAGAAGAAGCCCCGAUUAACAGAAUAAGACCUCUUGUAGCUUAA
This is a messenger RNA of Blepharisma stoltei, 2432 nucleotides long. The record is from the annotation of a GenBank genome assembly. NCBI's taxonomy places the organism in Eukaryota, Ciliophora, Heterotrichea, Heterotrichida, Blepharismidae.